Suillus clintonianus is the source of this 411-nucleotide messenger RNA. RefSeq lists its product as uncharacterized. The record is from RefSeq and is a predicted model, not a curated record. Gene Ontology annotation, molecular function: zinc ion binding; nucleic acid binding. The annotation marks the transcript as partial. The transcript has a single exon. NCBI's taxonomy places the organism in Eukaryota, Fungi, Basidiomycota, Agaricomycetes, Boletales, Suillaceae.
AGGCGAAACCCGGGACAACGCACAGCCCAUGUUAUCUUUACGUUCAGUACAAAAGAAGGAGCGAACCAGGCGAUCAGAUUCGGCUUAUCAGUAGAAGGUAAGAAGGUUUACGGAAGGAAGCUGAUCCAAGAACCCACCAGAUGCCUCAAAUGCCACUCGUUCGACGGUGGACAUGUAGCCGCUAACUGCCCACAAGAACAAGACAGCUGCGGGACAUGCAACGAGCAACAUAGAACCGCAGAAUGCGCGACAACAGACCAAGAACACUUCAAGUGCAGAAACUGCAACGAGGCUGGACACGCUGCAUGGAGCCGAGAUUGCCCGACAUUCAUCAAGAGGCUAGAGCACCACAUGAACCGCAACAACGACGCUAAGUAUCGCUUCUAUCUGACCGAAGACCCACUUACGUGG